CUGCCCGGCCUCAGGCACCUGGACCUGAGGAACAACUCGCUGGUGAGCCUGGCCCACGUGUCCUUCCGCAACCUGACGCACCUCGAAAGCCUCCACCUGGAGGACAACGCGCUCAAGGUCCUGGGCAACGGCACCCUGGCCGAGCUGCAGGGCCUGCCCCACGUCAGGGUCUUCCUGGACAGCAACCCCUGGGUCUGCGACUGCCGCAUGGUGGACAUGGUGGCCUGGCUCAAGGAGACAGAGGUGGUGCAGGACAAGGCCAGGCUCUUCUGCGCGUUCCCGGAGCAAAUGAGAAAUCGCGCCCUCUUGCAGCUCCACAGCGCCGGCCUGGACUGUGACCCCCUCCCCCCUCCAUCCCUGCAGACUUCUUAUGUCUUCCUCGGGAUUGUGUUAGCCCUGAUAGGCGCGAUUUUCCUCCUGGUCUUGUAUUUGAACCGCAAGGGGAUAAAAAAGUGGAUGCACAACAUCAGAGAUGCCUGCAGGGAUCACAUGGAAGGGUAUCAUUACAGAUACGAAAUCAAUGCGGACCCCAGGUUGACAAACCUCAGUUCCAAUUCGGAUGUCUGAGCAGCACUAGCGGGCAGAACAAGGACAGCUCUGCAUGAGGUGUAGACUUAAGCUUUGCCCCGUCCUAGGCUUCCUCCACUCCCACCCUCCACUGUAGACACCACUGACUGGCUGAAAGCAGUGCAGGGGAUUUGCUUCCUUGUUUUGUGAAGUAGCUUGGUGUGUUCUGUUCGUGUAAGACGAUGAACAACUGUGUAUCGUGUUUCCCCUCCUCCUUUCCUUGAAACUCCUCGACAGGUGUGGAGGGAAGUUUUCAAGUUUCAGCAUGAACUUGGACUCUUUGCCUGUCUCUCUUAGUACCGUUCGAGGUGUAGCAAGUGUACACAGCAUUCAACAAAAGCUGCCUCAACGUUUUUGAGAAAAAUACGUUAUUCAUCAAUAUCAGUUUUAUUCUCAUGUACCUAAAUUGUGGAGAAAAUAAUUGCAUCCCAUAAACUGCCUGCAGACCUUAGCAAGCUCUUCAAAAUAACUCCAUAGUACACAGGAGCACCUGCAUCCAAGAGCAUGCUUAUGUUUUACUGUUCUGCAUAUUAAAAAUGACUUGCAACUUCAGAUAACUUCUUUGACAAAAUAAAUUACGUUUUUGAUUGCAGUUUAUAUGAAACUAAAGUUUUUUAAUAAACUGCAUCGAAAUCCAACAGAUUGAAUUGUUAAAAAAAAGUCAAUAAAGAUUCUUAAAAGAUUUACAGUGUGUUCAAGUUUGCUAUUUGAAAAGAUUAAGGGCAAUGAUUAUUGAAUGGUCUUGGUGCAGAUGAUAAGGUAUUAGAUAAUGUAGCUGAGAGUCAAACUGUCGCAAUGUCUAAUAUAAAUAGAUUUUGGAGAUAGUUUUGAAAUGGUAAAUUCUUUUAGGAUUUAAAUGGAGAGUUUGGAUAUUCAUGAGACCAGACUUCUCAAGGUCCCAAAGUUAGUGCAAUUCAUGAAGUAGCUCAUAGUUUGGGGCUUUUUCAAAGAUUAGUGAAAUUGUUGUUUGCACAGAACAAUAUGGUUUACUUACUAAAUCUCUCCAUAUGAAAUUGUUCUAUGGAUUUUUAGAGCAGACUGUGAAACAAAAAUCAUACAAAUAAGUACAUGAAGAUGAAAUGUCUUAAGUAUAAAAUAUUCUGUAAUAAAAGAUUUAAAAGUAUAAAUUUGAAAAUACUUCCUAAGUUCAUAAUAGUAAAGUGGAACUAAGCUUUUUUGGAGACUUAUUUUAAAAAACCAUUUACAGUACAACAUAAAGGGUUGAAUACUUAGAGAACCAGCUAAUAUGUUUAAAAAGUUGACAUGAUUGAAUGUGAACUUGAGGAAAUAACCAGAGAUAUAUGUCUACAUCUGUAACCAAGUGUCUCUAAUCACAGGUUCUUAUGUUCAAUUCAGUAUUUAGGAAUUUGAGGCUAUUGUAGUUAAGCUUUAUGUAAGCAUAUGCACCUUUGUGAUGACUGGGCCACAUUUAGAUAUAAAUAAAAGCAAUCAUUAAUUGAUGCCAUCAAUAAUA
Messenger RNA from Carlito syrichta (Philippine tarsier), 2041 nucleotides. RefSeq names its product trophoblast glycoprotein-like. Gene Ontology annotation, biological process: negative regulation of canonical Wnt signaling pathway. The record is from RefSeq and is a predicted model, not a curated record. NCBI's taxonomy places the organism in Eukaryota, Metazoa, Chordata, Mammalia, Primates, Tarsiidae. The transcript has a single exon. Gene Ontology annotation, molecular function: protein binding. Gene Ontology annotation, cellular component: plasma membrane. The annotation marks the transcript as partial.